Haliaeetus leucocephalus (bald eagle) is the source of this 2871-nucleotide messenger RNA. RefSeq names its product v-erb-b2 avian erythroblastic leukemia viral oncogene homolog 2 (gene ERBB2). Gene Ontology annotation, cellular component: basal plasma membrane; signaling receptor complex. The coding region runs from base 1 to 2871 and encodes 956 amino acids. The record is from RefSeq and is a predicted model, not a curated record. Gene Ontology annotation, molecular function: transmembrane receptor protein tyrosine kinase activity; ATP binding. The transcript is spliced from 21 exons. Lineage: Eukaryota; Metazoa; Chordata; Aves; Accipitriformes; Accipitridae. Gene Ontology annotation, biological process: protein phosphorylation; multicellular organism development; positive regulation of kinase activity.
AUGCGGCAUCUCACAGAUAACUACCUCGCAACGGAGGUGGGGUCCUGCACCCUCGUGUGCCCCCAGAACAGCCAGGAGGUCACAGUCAACAACGUCCAGAAAUGCGAGAAGUGCAGCAAACCCUGCCCGGAGGUGUGCUACGGGCUGGGAGUGGAUUUCCUCAAGGGUGUCCGCGCCGUGAAUGCCUCCAACAUCCAGCACUUCGCUGGCUGCACCAAGAUCUUCGGCAGCCUGGCCUUCCUGCCCGAGACCUUCGCUGGGGACCCCAGCACCAACACGCCGCCCCUGGACCCCAAACUGCUGCGGAUCUUCGAGAGCCUGGAAGAGCUGACGGGCUUCCUCUACAUCGCCGCCUGGCCACCCGAUUUGCAGGACCUGGGCGUCUUCCAAAACCUGCGGGUCAUCCGGGGCCGCGUGCUGCACAACGGCGCCUACUCGCUGACGCUGCGGGACCUGGCGGUGCGGGCGCUGGGGCUCCGUGCCCUGCAGGAGAUCAGCAGCGGGAUGGUGCUCGUCCACCACAACCCCCAGCUCUGCUUCCUCCAGAAGGUGCCGUGGGGCAGCAUCUUCCGUAACCCCCGCCAGCGCCUCUUCCAGACCCACAACAAGCCCCCUGAACAGUGCGAGAGCGAGGGGCUGGUCUGCUUCCACCUCUGUGCCCACGGGCACUGCUGGGGCCCCGGUCCAACCCAGUGCGUCACCUGUGAGCGGUUCCUGCGCGGCCAGGAGUGCGUCGCCUCCUGCAACCUCCUGGACGGAGCCGUCCGGGAGCACGCCAACGGGACGCGGUGCCUGCCCUGUCACCCCGAGUGCCAACCCCAGAACGGCACCGAGACCUGCUUCGGAUCGGGGGAAGCCCAGUGCGUGGCUUGCGCCCACUACAAGGACGCGCAGCAGUGCGUGCGGCGCUGCCCCAGCGGGGUGAAGGCGGACGCCUCCUUUGUGCCCGUCUGGAAGUACCCGGACGAAGACGGCGUCUGCCAGCUCUGCCCCACCAACUGCACCCACUCGUGCACAAUCCGGGAUGAGGACGGCUGUCCCGUGGACCAGAAGCCAAGCCAGGUGACGUCCAUCAUCGCCGGCGUGGUGGGGGCUCUGCUGGUUGUCGUCCUCCUGCUCAUCACCGUCGUCUGCGUCAAGCGCCGGCGGCAGCAGGAGCGGAAGCACACCAUGCGGCGCCUGCUGCAGGAGACCGAGCUGGUGGAGCCGUUGACGCCCAGCGGGGCCCUCCCCAACCAGGCUCAGAUGCGGAUCUUGAAAGAGACGGAGCUCAAAAAAGUGAAAGUCUUAGGCUCCGGCGCUUUCGGCACCGUCUACAAGGGCAUCUGGAUCCCCGACGGGGAGAGUGUGAAGAUCCCAGUGGCCAUCAAGGUCUUGCGAGAGAACACGUCGCCCAAAGCCAACAAGGAAAUCCUGGACGAGGCUUACGUGAUGGCAGGGGUGGGCAGCCCCUACGUGUCCCGGCUGCUGGGCAUCUGCCUGACCUCCACGGUACAGCUGGUGACACAGCUGAUGCCCUACGGCUGCCUUCUGGACUAUGUGCGGGAGAACAAGGACCGCAUCGGCUCCCAGGACCUGCUCAACUGGUGUGUGCAGAUCGCCAAGGGGAUGAGUUACUUGGAGGAGGUGCGGCUGGUGCACCGGGACCUGGCUGCUCGCAAUGUCCUCGUCAAGAGCCCCAACCACGUCAAGAUCACCGACUUUGGGCUGGCCCGGCUGCUCGACAUCGAUGAGACCGAGUACCACGCUGACGGCGGCAAGGUCCCCAUCAAGUGGAUGGCGCUGGAGUCCAUCCUCCGCCGGCGCUUCACGCACCAGAGCGAUGUCUGGAGCUACGGUGUCACCGUGUGGGAGCUGAUGACCUUCGGGGCGAAACCCUAUGACGGCAUCCCUGCCCGGGAGAUCCCCGACCUGCUGGAGAAGGGCGAGAGGCUGCCGCAGCCGCCCAUCUGCACCAUUGACGUCUACAUGAUCAUGGUGAAAUGCUGGAUGAUCGACUCCGAGUGUCGGCCCAAGUUUCGGGAGCUGGUCACCGAGUUCUCCCGCAUGGCCCGGGACCCCCAGCGCUUUGUGGUCAUCCAGAACGACAUGGUCGGGCUGCCCGGCUCCAUCGACAGCACCUUCUACCGGGCCCUGCUUGAGGAGGAGGACAUGGAUGACCUGGUUGAUGCUGAGGAGUACCUGGUCCCUCACCAGGGCUUCUUCAGCGCCGAGACCUCCACCACCUACCGCAGCCGCAUCUCCUCCACACGGAGCACGGCGGAGACCCCGGCCGACGUGGAGGAGGGCGAGGGCUUGGCCGCCUUCCCCUUCCCCCCCCAGGGCCUGGCAGAGGGUCCGGAGAGCCCCGUGCCGGAGGUGCCAGAGGGGGACGGCGGCGUCAAGGCGGCCCUGCAGAGCCCGUCGGUGCGGGAGCCCAGCACCCUGCCACGGUACAGCGAGGAUCCCACCGGGCUGACGGCCGAGGAGAGCGAGGGCCUGGACCCCGAGGGCUUCACUGCCCCGGCCCCCCGCACCGUCAUGCCAGAGUACGUGAAUCAGGCCGGGGAGCGGCGGUCCCCACCCCGGCACCCCCGUGCACCCCCAUCCCCGCCAGACAAGCCCAAAGGGCACCAGGGUAAGAACGGGCUCAUCAAGGAAGCCAAGCACCCUUUCCCGGGACCCUUCGGCCAUGCUGUGGAGAACCCCGAGUACCUGGCACCCCCUGGCCCGCCUGUCCCCAGCCCCUUCAGCCAGGCCUUCGACAACCCCUACUACUGGAACCAGGACCCCCCCAAGACCGGUGGUCCUGAGGGCGGCCCCAGCACGACGUCCACAGCCGAGAAUCCCGAGUACCUCGGCCUGGCCGGACCUGACGACACGGCCGCGUAG